Molecule: messenger RNA, 780 nt
Organism: Brassicogethes aeneus
Lineage: Eukaryota; Metazoa; Arthropoda; Insecta; Coleoptera; Nitidulidae
Source: the annotation of a GenBank genome assembly
CGCGUUGACAUGAACAGACUUGUUUUGAAAAGUGCCUUAAGUAGCGGUGACUUAUUCCUAGUUUAAAUGCAGGAUUGUUCACAAAUAGUGGAUUAGCAAGUGAAAAUUUGAUUUUUGGUUAAAAUUUCAAUCAAAUAGGAGAUCAUGGGUAAACUCUACCUCAUACCUUUCUUUGUUGACCAACAAAUGAAAUUUGACCGAAAACUCAUCAUUCUUAUUAAAAAAUAUCCCGAACUUUACGAUAAAAAUCACGAGGACUUUUAUAAUAAAGAUGUCAAGAAUGGCAAAUGGAACAUUAUAGCUAAACAAUUGAAUUUUAAAGAAAGAAAAUUGGAAAAACGCUUUGAAGAAUUGGUACAAAAAUACAAUGAAGAAAAGCAAUGGGUGUGCAACAAUACACCUAUAUACAGGCAAUGGCCUUUGCUUGGAGAAAUGCAGUAUUUUAAUGAAUAUAAUUUGGAUUUUCAUAAUGCUGAACCCCAUCUGGAAGAACACACUCACUUUUUAGAGAAAUUCAUAAAGAAAAUGCAUGACAUAAAAAUAUAAAAAAGAGGAUAAAAAAUGGAUUAUAUAAAUUGAAAAAUUAUUAUCUACAAAUAUUGACAUUGUUAUACUGGGCAUAAAUGCAAUAUUUCUGAAAAAUGGUGCAAACUUAAAAAUAAGGUAUUUUAUGACUUUUUGUGAAAUAUUAUUUUCAUUGUUAAAAGAAGAGAUGGAAAUAAGUUUUAAAUAUUGAAAAAUACCUUAUUAAUCAUUAUUGUUGAAAAGAAUGAAAAAAAU